AUGGCGAAUAAGGAUGUACAGAUUCCGGAUCUUCUCAGUUGGUGCCAGAGAGAAAUUGAGUAUGAGCACGGAGCUGGGACACUAAGGAAUAUCCUCCACUCGAUGGGUUUCUACUACAAACAGAAGAAUUAUCUUCCGAUUGUAGCGGAAAGACAAGCGUACAAGGUGGCCCGAAUGAAAGACCUAUCAAGUCCACUUCCCGGACCACCCGUCGGAAAGGACAAGGGAAAGAGGGCAAUUGUAUGGCCAUGGUGA
Caenorhabditis bovis is the source of this 255-nucleotide messenger RNA. The record is from the annotation of a GenBank genome assembly. NCBI's taxonomy places the organism in Eukaryota, Metazoa, Nematoda, Chromadorea, Rhabditida, Rhabditidae.